Myxocyprinus asiaticus (Chinese sucker) is the source of this 1667-nucleotide messenger RNA. Its product is annotated as signal recognition particle 14 kDa protein-like. Gene Ontology annotation, cellular component: signal recognition particle, endoplasmic reticulum targeting. Gene Ontology annotation, molecular function: 7S RNA binding; endoplasmic reticulum signal sequence receptor activity. The transcript has 5 exons. Gene Ontology annotation, biological process: SRP-dependent cotranslational protein targeting to membrane. The record is from RefSeq and is a predicted model, not a curated record. Lineage: Eukaryota; Metazoa; Chordata; Actinopteri; Cypriniformes; Catostomidae. The coding region runs from base 79 to 411 and encodes 110 amino acids.
GCGGGUGAGAGGUGAGAGGGGCGGAGCGCCACGUGUUCUUAUGAUCACACUGUUAGCAGCCCAUUCAUCAUUAAAGACAUGGUGUUAUUAGAGAACGACGUGUUUCUCACUGAACUCACUCGGCUGUUCCAGAAAUGCAGGACCAGUGGCAGUGUGGUCCUCACUUUAAAGAAAUAUGAUGGCAGAACAAAGCCGGUCCCCAGGAAAGGGCAUACAGAGACAUUUGAACCAGCUGAUAAUAAAUGUCUGCUUAGAGCUUCAGACGGCAAGAAGAAAGUCAGCACAGUGGUCAGCACCAAAGAAGUAAUAAAAUUUCAAAUGGCGUAUUCUAACUUGUUGCGAGCGCACAUGGACGGAUUGAAAAAGAAAGACAAAAAGAGUAAAAGCAAGAAAACUAAAGCCACACAGUGAUGAACGGAGAAAAAGAGAGAAAGGUGCGUUUAAUUGGAACUCUCCAGGACAUUGAACACUCACCUGUGCCACUCCACCGUCCCAUCCGCUCUCGCUGCGCUUCUGAUGGGGAACCUGAUAUUCAUCGCGUGAGUGUGUGGUGCUCCGCAGCGGAGAGACCGAUUAGGAAUUGCCUGAAAAUCUGCCAACAUUUGACGUCUACUUUUCCAAACCAAGAAAAGUAGAUUGGACCCUUUUUUUUUGUUUGCUACAUUUAUUACAUCUUACAGAAAGUUUUCAGUUUUUUUUGUGAUGUUAAGACAUCGAGGAUGAGCCAAGUUCUUUUAUGAAACUUUGAUUUAAACAAUGUAUUUUAAAUGGUGAGUCGGCACUGUGGUCAGGAAUUUUCUCCCCAUAUCUAAAAACGUCUUAAUUUCUCCACUGUUUGUUCAUGUUCAGAGAAAAAAAAAAUUGAAAACAAGAUGUCUAUUUUUGAGUCUUAAAGAUGCUCUUCAUUUGAAAGUUGCUCCUUGAACAAAGUGGAGUGUCUUGCCAUCCUUCCCUUUUUGACAUGAACUUUUACUUUGUAAGUGCAUUUUAUGUUACAUUUAUUGCGUUUGGCAUCACUAGUCCUAAUGAGAAUACCAAACUUUCAUUUCUUUGACUGUAGAAUUAAAUCUGGUUCAAUUGAAUUGUUUUUCUCAAAUGUUUGUUUGUGAUGGUCACCCUUUAGGACAAUCGUGUAUUUAUGCCUUCAAAUAACAUCAUGGAAUGACAUUCAAAAGACUUGGUUUAGAAAAUGAAACAAACAGACUUAGACCUUGUGUACUGUACAAAAUGAAUUUAAAGAAAUAAAUACACUAUAUACACAGCUAAGCCACACCACAGAACAUCUCAGUCUAUAUGGAAUGAGUGACACGUUUAAAUCGCUGUGUUCCUCUUGUCUGGUCGUUCUUUGCUGGACGUCAACGUGUGGUUGCGUUUGGUCCGCUCUUCUUCAAGAUAACCAUCCUUCAUGAUGCGAGUGACAUACUGGAACAGACUCUGAAGAGAAAUGAAUCUUAAUCAAAAUCUAAAAUACACAAGGCCAUAUUGCAGUUUCAAUCUUUAUCCAAUCAAUCAUGCAGCAUUAGUGGAUAUCAUACCGCUGGUUUUAGAUGUUUUAAUUCUUAAUUAUUUAUAAUAUUGUGGCUAUUAUUUCUGGAUUGUGCAUUUUAAUUCAAGAGUUUUUACAAAGUGUAUUACUAAUUAAUUCUAAAUAAACCAUUGGUUUUUCA